Molecule: messenger RNA, 1677 nt
Organism: Aspergillus puulaauensis
Lineage: Eukaryota; Fungi; Ascomycota; Eurotiomycetes; Eurotiales; Aspergillaceae
Product: sugar porter family MFS transporter
Exons: 4
Coding region: 1-1677 (558 amino acids)
Biological process (GO): carbohydrate transport; transmembrane transport
Cellular component (GO): membrane
Molecular function (GO): carbohydrate:proton symporter activity
Source: RefSeq, a predicted model, not a curated record
AUGGCUGAUAUAGUCGAAACAGACGAUGGCCAGAUCAGGCCCCAGACCUCCCUCCGGGACAGCCAAUCCUCCAUCAAAGGCGACUCCAAGCAUGCCGAACUGUCCAGACAGCGUGAGCCGUACGGUCCGGCAGGUCUCCGUGGUGUUAUCGCCAAUCCCUUUGUUCUGCUCUGCGCGGCAUGCUCUACCCUCGGUGGUCUGACCUUUGGCUAUGACCAAGGUGUUAUCUCCGUGACACUGGUGAUGGACCAAUUCAUUGGCAGGUUCGUUGAGAUCGCCGAAGGACAUCCGGGUUCGGGCUUUUGGAAGGGCCUGAUGACGGCCAUGCUGGAGUUGGGUGCCGUUAUUGGUGCUUUCAACCAGGGAUGGCUUGCCGAUAAGAUCUCGCGAAGGUACUCCAUUGUCGUCGCCGUCGGCAUUUUCAUCGUCGGUUCUGUCCUGCAAACCGCAGCUGUGGACUAUGCUAUGCUCACCGUUGGUCGCACGAUUGGUGGUAUCGGUAUCGGUAUGCUAUCCAUGGUUGCGCCGGUCUAUAUCUCGGAGAUCAGUCCACCAGAGUGUCGCGGCGCCCUUCUUGUUCUGGAAGAAUUCUGUAUCGUCCUUGGCAUUGUCAUUGCCUAUUGGAUUACCUACGGUACCCGGUUCAUGGCUGGAGAGUGGUCCUGGAGACUGCCGUUCCUGCUGCAGAUGGUUCCAAGCUUUGUUCUCCUUGCUGGUGUGGUCGUGCUUCCAUUUUCUCCCCGGUGGCUCGCCUCCAAGGGACGUCAUGAUGAGGCUUUGCAAAGUCUGUGCAGGCUGCGACGGUUGCCCGAGACUGAUCACCGUGUCCAGCAGGAGCUUCUUGAUAUUCAGAUUGAGGCCCGCUUCCACCAGGAGCUUAACGCAGAGAAGCACCCAAAGAUACAAGGCCCAGGGCCUAAGAAGAGCUUUCUCCGUGAGAUGGCCUCAUGGGCCGACUGCUUCAAGAGUGGCUGCUGGAGACGGACUCACGUUGCAGUCCUUGUUAUGUUCUUCCAACAGUUCGUCGGCAUCAAUGCCCUCAUCUACUACUCUCCAACGCUAUUCAAAACCAUGGGCCUCGACUAUGACAUGCAGCUGCUCAUGUCCGGAAUCAUCAACGUCACCCAGCUCGUCGGUGUCUGCACCAGUGUCUGGACCAUGGAUGCCCUCGGCCGUCGGACCCUCUUGCUCUGGGGCGCUGCCAUCAUGGGAAUCUCACAUAUCAUCAUUGCAGCCCUGGUCGGCAUCUACUCCGACAACUGGCCCGCGCACCGUACUCAGGGCUGGGUCAGUGUCGCGUUUCUCUUCCUGUACAUGCUUGCGUUUGGUGGGACGUGGGGUUCAGUUGGAUGGGCGUUGCCAGCUGAGGUCUUCUCUUCCUUCCUCCGUGCCAAGGGUGUGGCGCUGUCCACCUGCGGGAGCUGGUUCUUUAACUUUAUUAUCGGCCUCAUCACUCCUCCGUUAAUCGAAGAUACAGGCUACGGCGCGUACGUCUUCUUCGCGGUGUUCUGCAUCCUCGCUUUUAUCUGGUCUUACUUCUGCGUCCCCGAAACUAGCGGUCGCACGCUCGAGCAGAUGGACCACGUAUUUAAAGAUAACUCGUCCAGUUCUGAGCGUGCUAGAAGGCAGGCCAUUGAAAAUGAGAUGAUGGGGGAGCAUGAAAUUGUGGGUGCGUAG